GUGAUAUGAUCCUUGACCAGUCUCUCAAAGCGCUUCAUGAUGACAGAAGUGAGUGCUACGGGGCUAUAGUCAUUUAGUUCAGUUACCUUUGCCUUCUUGAGUACCGGAACAAUGGUGGACAUAUUGAAGUAUGUAGGGACAGCAAGAGAUUGAAUAUGUCUGUAAACACUCCGGCCAGAUGGUCUGCGCAUGCUCUGAGGACGCGGCUAGGGAUGCCGUCUGGGCCAAUUUAUUACAUUCUUCCAAAUAGUAAAAGUGUGUAUUACCAUCACAUACAAAGAUGCCAGAAAACUGUAUUCCUUCCGAAUGAACAGCCUCCCUAAUGUAUCCAUCCAGUGAGCCUGAGCAGAAGCCUGAGGUAUUUCUGUGUUUGGGAUACAGCCUGAGAUUUUUUGGGGGGUAAUUCGCAAAUUACUUUGACUUCGGUGAGGACCCGUAGGGAGGAUAUCUUGUUACCAGGGCAGCCAGGAAGAAGCUACGCCACGGGGAUAGCUAUGUCCAAUGACAUGCCAAUCACUGGCUUCAUCCCUAGGAGCAGCAAUGACCAUCUGGAAGGUUUAGUUUAGUAAGGCCACUGUGGAGUGCCUGGUCCAGAGCCACCAUCACCAUGGGUACAGCCUCCUCCCUGGUGAGCCCUGGGGAGGUGAUAGAGGAUGCGUAUGGGGGCGAGGGUGGGGAGGCCUGUGAGAUACCUGUGGAGGUCAAACCUAAAGCCCGCCUCCUGCGGAGCUCCUUUCGCCGAGGGCCCAGGGUGAUUGGGGCCAGCUUCAAAUCUACAGGCUCUGUGGACCUGGAGUACACCGCCGAAUACGAACGGCUCCGCAAGGAGUAUGAGAUUUUCCGGGUCAGCAAGAACAAUGAGAUCACCUCCAUGCAGAAGAAGGAGGCCAAGCUGGACGAGGAGAACAAGAGGCUGAGAGCUGAGCUGCAGGCUCUGCAGAAGACCUACCAAAAGAUCCUGAGGGAGAAGGAGAGUGCCCUGGAGGCUAAGUACCAAGCCAUGGAGAGAGCUGCCACCUUUGAGCACGACAGGGACAAAGUCAAACGACAGUUUAAGAUCUUCCGGGAGACCAAAGAGAAGGAGAUCCAGGACCUGCUGCGAGCCAAGAGGGACUUGGAGGCCAAGCUACAGCAGCUGCAGGCUCAGGGCAUCAUGGUGUACGACCCGGACGACUCGGAUGACGAUGACAACCACACCACUGUCACGGCUGCAGGGACUCCGUGUGAUUACUGGGGUGGUGGAGUGCUGGGCAGUGAGCCCUCUAUGGGCAGCAUGAUGCAACUGCAGCAGACCUUCAGAGGACCAGAGUUUGCCCACAGCUUGUGCGAUGUGGAGGGCCCGUUUGCCAAUGUCAGCAGAGAUGACUGGGACGCUGCUGUGGCCAGUCUGCUGCAGGUGUCUCCUCACGUGUCCCAGGCGUUAUGGAGCAACACGGUGCGCUGCUACCUGAUCUCUACCCAGGAGACACAGGCAGAGCUGGACAUCUUCACCCAGAGCUACUCUCCCAGGCUGCGGAGUCUGUGUGAGGGGCUGGGCCAUUUCUACCUGAACAUCUGUUUCCCUGAGGAGAGUGCAGCCUCCUAUGCACUGGAACGCAGACAGGAGAUGGAGAGGAGCUCUGUGUGUGUGCUCCUCCUUAAAUCCUCCGUCACGAGUUGUGUGUUGGAGGAUGCGGAGGAGGCCUUUGUGAAGAACCCAGACGGUCAUCCCCUGGUACUCUACCUCAGGACCGUGGAGGCCCACCCUCUCAGCGGCCCCACCAGACAACUGCUGGAGAGGGUCAACGCCGCAGACAAGGCAGCCAAAGUCAAGGUAGUGGACCAUGGUGGCUCCCCAGAGGAAGGAGCGUCUAUGAUCUACACUCAGCUGGAGAAAGUAAUCAAACAGGAGCUGCUGGGUUUGGAGGGCAGCGACGUGGACGGUAAGGAUUCGGGGAUAGACGAGGGGCGCGAGGAGGAUUCGGGGGACGUGCUGUGGGACCUGCAUGAUGAGCAGGAGCAGAUCGAGGCCUAUCAGCAAGCCUGCAGCGCCGCAGCUCAACUGGGCUUCCAGAAGUACAUAGAUCGUCUGAACGACAUGGUGGCAGCCCCUCCACCCACCCCUCCACUGCUGGUAUCAGGGGGACCCGGCUCUGGGAAGUCUCUCCUGCUGUCCAAAUGGAUUGAGCUGCAGCAGAAGCACUCCCCCAACACGUUGUUCCUGUACCAUUUUGUGGGGCGACCUCUUUCCACCAGCUCUGAGCCCGUACUCAUUAUUAAACGCCUCACUGUCAAGCUGCUGCAACAUUUCUGGUCCAUCUCUGGGUUAUCCAUGGACCCCUCCAAGAUCCUAGAGGAGUUCCCUCGCUGGCUAGAGAGACUGUCUUCCAGACACCAAGGCAACAUCAUCAUCAUCAUCGACUCCAUUGACCAGAUACAGCAAGCAGAGAGGCACAUGAAGUGGCUGAUCGACCCCUUGCCGGUCAACGUCAGAGUGGUGGUGUCUGUCAACGUGGAGACCUGUCCCCAGGCCUGGAGACUGUGGCCCACCCUCCACCUGGACCCCCUGAACCCCAGAGAGGUGAAGAGUGUCAUCAACACGGAGUGCCUGGCAGCUGACGUCAAACUCACUAAAGACCAGGAUAAGAAACUGGAGAGACACUGUCGCUCUGCAUCCACAUGUAACGCCCUGUAUGUCACCCUGCUAGCCAAGAUGAUCACCAACUGUAGGUGUGCCUGGUCGUUGGAGAAGACUCUAGAGCAGUGUCUGCUGUGUCAGGACACCAUGUCUCUGUACAGCUUGGGCCUCAAGGUGGCGCUAGAUUCUCUCAGCACAGACGGGGAGAGACACGUCAUGAGAGAGAUGCUGUGUCUGGUGUGUGCCAGUCACAACGGUGUGAGCGAGUCGGAGGUGCUGGCGGUGUUUCCAGACCUGGGCCUGCCUGUCCUCUCCUCCCUCCUCUACACCCUACAGAGACUCUGUAUCGUUGGCCUGGGCUGUGGACUCAUCAGGUUCCAGCACCUACAGGCUGCGGAGGCCGUCCGGCUGGAGUUUAUGGAUGGAGGGACCUGCUCUCCUGCCUACAGAGAGAAGCUCAUCCACUACUUCAGCCAGCAACUCAGUCAGGACAGGGUGACAUGGCGGGUGGCAGACGAGCUGCCCUGGCUACUCCAGCAGCAGGAGGACAGGGCCAAGCUGCAGCUCAGCCUCCUUAACCUCUUUGUCUCCCAGAACCUCUACAAGAGGGGCCAUUUCUCUGAGCUGCUGGCCUACUGGCAGUAUGUGGGCAAAGACAAGAGCUCCAUGGCCACUGAGUACUUUGACUCUCUGAAGCACUAUGAGAAGAGCUGUGAGAGUGAGGACAGCAUGAUCAGGCUGGGCAACCUGUAUGAGACACUGGGUCGCUUCCUCAAAGACUUGGGCCUGCUCAGUCAGGCGGUAGCUCCCUUACAGAGGUCUCUGGAGAUCCGGGAGACGGCCCUGGACCCGGACCACCCCAGUGUUGCCCUGUCCCUACACCAGCUGGCCGGGGUUUAUGUCCAGUGGAGGAAGUAUGGCAAUGCAGAGCAGUUCUACAAGCAGGCCCUGGAGAUCAGUGAAAACGCCUACGGCUCAGACCACGCCUGUGUCGCACGCGAAUUGGACUCCCUGGCCAUGCUCUACCAGAAACAGAACAAGUAUGAGCAAGCCGAAAAAUUGAGGAAGAGGUCUGUGAGGAUUCGCCAAAAGACUGCCCGCCAGAAAGGCCAUAUGUAUGGCUUCACUCUGCUGCGUCGGCGGGCGCUCCAGUUAGAGGAGCUGACUCUGGGUAAAGACACAGCAGAUUGUGCCAAGACCUUCAACGAGCUGGGAGUCCUCUACUACCUCCAGAACAACCUGGAGGCGGCCAAAGUGUUCCUGACUCGUUCUCUGGAGAUGCGUCAGCGUGUGUUGGGGCCGGACCACCCUGACUGUGCCCAGUCCCUCAACAACUUGGCGGCCCUACACACUGAGAGGAGAGAGUACGAGACCGCAGAGGACAUGUACGAAAGAGCCCUGGACAUCCGGAAGAGAGCCCUGUCCCCUGACCACCCCUCCCUGGCCUACACCCUGAAACACCUGGCAAUGCUCUACAAACGCAGGGGGAAGCUGGAGAAGGCUGUUCCUCUGUAUGAGCUGGCUCUGGACAUCAGGGAGAAGAGUUUUGGACCAAAACACCCCAGUGUGGCCACAGCAUUGGUUAACCUGGCUGUACUCUACUGCCACCUGAAGAAGCACAGUGAAGCGCUGCCCCUGUAUGAACAGGCUCUCAGAGUGUAUGAGGACAGUCUGGGACGCUCACACCCACGUGUCGGAGAGACGCUGAAGAACCUAGCUGUACUCAGCUAUGAGGAGGGGGACUUUGAGAAAGCAGCAGAGCUCUACAAGCGAGCCAUGGAGAUCAAAGAGGCGGAGCCAUCUCUGGUGUGUGGGAAGGCCCCGUCUCGGCACUCGUCCAGUGGGGACACGUUUAGCCUACGAGGGCCCGCCCCUCUCCCACAUGCCCCCAGGUGAUCCCUCCAUCCAUCUCCUCACCCCUAGGGGACCUAGAACACUGGGGCUCUUUCCCAAUUUGUCUUCCCUCGAUUCCACGUGUGACCUUUCCUCAUCUCCUUAUAGAAAUGCAUGGGUGGAGAAGGUCCAAGGGUAGGGACCUUGGAUCUUCUCCUCCAACAAUGUUCUUUGAGAAGAUGGUGAGAUAGGGUCUGGGGAAUCACAGAAAGAGAAUUGAAAUAGAGCCAGGGUCCACAAUCUGCAUUCCUGAGAAGAACGUCCAUGGAACUCUCAAUGGUUCUUUAUGCUGCUUUGAGACGGAACAGUGUUGUAAUGUCGCCUGUUAAGUGUACUGUAGCUAACUGCCUUCAUGAAAAUAUGAAGUAUGCUUUAUUUAAUGUCUGUUAAAUGGCUGUAUUGUGUUUGUUUUUUUAAAGAUAUAUAUUAUUAAUGUAAUCAUGUAUUAUUAUUAUUAUUAUGAAAGAAUGUGAAAUGAUGUCAACACCGCCCUUGUCAGGGCCUGAAACUCAGGUUCAGAAGGUUUUUUUAUUCUAUAUUUAUGAAUAUUUCCAAAUUACAAUAGCUCACUGUUAGUACCUAAUGGAAGUGUGUAACUGUUGAAAUUACAUUUUGAAUUUGAUAAUGGUAAUUGGAUAAUGAUUCAUCAAUGUCACCAGUCGCUCUGGAUAAGGGUGUCUGCUAAAUGACCGAAAUGGAAAUUCCUACAGCUGUACACUUCCAUAGUGAGGGAAAAAGUAUUUUGUAUGUUUGCCCACUGACAAAGAAAUGAUCAGUCUAUAAUUUUAAUGGUAGGUUUAUUUGAACAGUGAGAGACAGAAUAACCAAAAAAUCCAGAAAAAUGCAAAAAUGUUUUAAAUUGAUUUGCAUUUUAAUGAGGCAAAUAAGUAUUUGACCCCCUCUCAAUCAGAAAGAUUUCUGUCUC
Messenger RNA from Salmo salar (Atlantic salmon), 5435 nucleotides. It is a transcript of the gene nphp3, whose product is annotated as nephronophthisis 3. Gene Ontology annotation, biological process: kidney development; convergent extension; determination of left/right symmetry. NCBI's taxonomy places the organism in Eukaryota, Metazoa, Chordata, Actinopteri, Salmoniformes, Salmonidae. The record is from RefSeq and is a predicted model, not a curated record. Gene Ontology annotation, cellular component: ciliary inversin compartment; ciliary base. Gene Ontology annotation, molecular function: protein binding.